AUGUUGCGAGAAAAAUACGAAAACCAGAGGCAGGCAAGAGAAGAAUUAGCAUCAUACGAGCCCUGGGGUCGCGCAGGAGGAGGUGCCCCGAACCAAGGAGUACGAUUUUCUGAUAUACGAGCUGCAGAGAUAUAUCCAAAUGAUGAACUUAAGGGUAUAUCCGCGUACGAGCCAUGCCAACACUGGUCGUCAUCGCAACCUAGGACGCGCAGAACGCCAAUUCGUCUCCGGGAAGAUCCCCAGCUAUGUUACUCAGACAUUUUGAGACAGUCUGUAGAUAAUGAUAUACGUUAUAAGCAGACUGCAAACCAGAAGCAAGCUUAUAAGAAAAUCCUAGAUGAUCUAGUUAAUCAAAGGCAAAAGGCGAUUAACGAUGAGAUUAGAAGGAAUUUAGAUUAUGAACAAAAAAUGCAUUCAAUUGAUGCCCCUUGGGGUAAACCGGGACCAGGCGGUACGAUUUGGAGAAAUCCUCGCAAUAUUGGAUUGAAUUUUUCAAAGUCAAUGGUAUUUUGA
Leptosia nina is the source of this 513-nucleotide messenger RNA. Lineage: Eukaryota; Metazoa; Arthropoda; Insecta; Lepidoptera; Pieridae. The record is from the annotation of a GenBank genome assembly.